This is a messenger RNA of Penicillium coprophilum, 1500 nucleotides long. Its product is annotated as FAD-binding oxidoreductase. Gene Ontology annotation, molecular function: oxidoreductase activity; FAD binding. Lineage: Eukaryota; Fungi; Ascomycota; Eurotiomycetes; Eurotiales; Aspergillaceae. The record is from RefSeq and is a predicted model, not a curated record. Bases 1 to 1500 code for a protein of 499 amino acids. The transcript is spliced from 5 exons.
AUGCUGCGGACCACUCCUUGGUUCAUAUCUUUUCUUGCCGUGGCAAAUGCAAGGGAGGCCAUUCAAUCAGCCACAACAAAGCCUGUAAACUGUCAACGAGCAUGUGUGCAACUCUCCACGGUCUUCGGACCUGCAGUCCAUUACCCUGACAGCGAUAACUUCACCAUUUGGGAUGCGAAGCAGCAGGAGGUUCGUCCAUCCUGUCGCAUCGAGCCCAGUAGUGCCUCUAAUGUGGCUGAAAUCUUGGAUAUUCUUGUUGACCACUGGUGCUACUUUUCGGUCAAGGGUGGCGGUCACUCCAGGAAUGCUGGAGACUCUAACUCUGUGGGCGGUGUUACUAUAGACCUGGACCUCUUGAACCAAGUCGAGGUGCUAGACAAUGGGAACAAGGCACGUGUUGGUGGCGGUGCAACCAGCGUUCAAGUGUACCAUGCCCUGGAAUCUCGGAAUCUGUCUUUUGUCGGUGGGAGAGUAGGCAGUGUGGGCAUGGGGGGAUUCACACUCGGUGGAGGAACAUCCCCAUUCUCAAACAAGUAUGGAUGGGGUUUGGAUAAUGUUUUCGAAUAUGAGGUUGUCCUCGCCAAUGGUACGGUUACCACCGCCUCCGAGAUACAUAAUCCAGAUCUCUAUUUUGCUCUCCGGGGAGGAGGCAAUAAUUUCGCCAUUGUCACAGCCUUCACGAUCCGCACAUUUUCCCAAGGUCCUGUCUUCACGGGGCAGACGUCAUACUCUGCUAACCAAACCGAGCAAGUCCUUGACAAGGUCUAUGACUUAUUCACAGAUGAGGAUCUUACCAGUGAUGUGGAAAUGGGCUAUGAUCUAUACUAUAGCUACCGCUCAGGCAGUGAAGACUUCACCUUGAUGGGCACCCAGCGCUACGGGAAGGCAAUUCGGAACCCCCCGGUCUUCCACGAAAUUGACCAAAUCCCCACAUUGAGCAGGUCUCAAACCAUAGAAUACAUGAGCAGUGUGUCUAAUGGCACUCUCCCAAUGGGUACAACUCGAAACUUAUUUGCUACUCUGACCGUGUCCCCAUCUCGUCCCCUGCUCUCGAAAGCUCUCCAGAUCUUCCGACAAGAGGUGGAAGCUAUCAAGUCUGUACCCGGCAUAAGUACCAACCUGAUCUGCUAUCCGAUGCAAAGAAAUGCCAUUGCAGCCAUGAAGAACAGAGGCGGCAAUGCGCUAGGAAUCGAUGUCGAGCGUGAAGAACCUCUUUUUAUUAUUCUACUCUCCACGGCUUGGUCGGAUGCCAAUGAUGAUAUGGCCAUCAAUGGGAUGACCACAAAUGCCGCUCGCCGGAUUGAUUUAGCAGCCCAUAAGCUCGGUGUUGCCAAUCGUUAUAUGUAUAUCAACUAUGCAUCGGCCGAGCAAGCUAGCCGAGUGUUCUCUGGUUAUGGUGCGGAGAAUUUACAAAGACUCAAGAAUAUUCAAAAGGCGGUAGAUCCUCGUGAAGUUUUCACCUCAAAGGGUCUGUGGAAGGGAUUUGUGAAACUGCACUAG